Schistocerca gregaria is the source of this 3495-nucleotide messenger RNA. Its product is annotated as mucin-19-like. NCBI's taxonomy places the organism in Eukaryota, Metazoa, Arthropoda, Insecta, Orthoptera, Acrididae. The coding region runs from base 1 to 3495 and encodes 1164 amino acids. The record is from RefSeq and is a predicted model, not a curated record. The transcript is spliced from 9 exons.
AUGGGCCAGCCGGCAGCAGCCAGCCAGCCCUCCAGCAGCAGCAGCAGCGGUGGCCCUGGCCAGCUGCAGUGGUCCCGGCCAGCAGGAGCUGUCCUGGCCAGCAGAAUUGGUCCAGCCGGCAGCAGCCAGCCAGCCCUCCAGCAGCAGCAGCAGCAGUGGUCCCGGCCAGUUGCAUCGGUCCAGCUGGCAGCAGCCAGCCAGCCAGCCAGCCCUCCAGCAGUAGCAGCAGCAGCGGCCCUGGCCAUCAGCAGCAGUGCCGGCCAGCAGCAGCGGUCCCGGCCAGCACCAGCGGCCAGCUGGCAGCAGACAGCCAGCCAGCCAGCCAGCCAACCAGCCCUUCAGCAGCAGCAACAGCUGGCCCUCCAGCAGCAGCAGCAGCAGCAGCAGCAGCAGCCCCGGCCACAGCAGCAGCAGCAGCAGCAGCAGCAGCAGCAGCAGCGGCGGCCCCGACCAGCAGCAGCUGCCCCGGCCAGCAGCAGCAGUCCCGUCCAGCAGCAGUGGUCCAGCCCGGCGGUCACGUGCAGCAGUAGCGGUCCCGGCCAGCAGCAGCGGUCCAGUGGGCAGCAGAAAGCCAGCCAACCAGCCCUCCAGCAGCAGCAGCAGCAGCUGCUGCAUCGGCCAGCAUCAGUGGUCCCGGCCAGCAGCAGUGGUCUCGGGCAGCAGCUGCGGUCCAGCCGGCAGGAGCCAGCCAGCCAGCGAGCCCAUCAGCAGCAGCAGCGACCCCGGCCACCAGUAGCUGUCCCGGCCAGCAGCAGCGGUUCUCCCGGCAGCAGCCAGCCAGCCAUCCAGCCCUCCGGCAGCAGCAGCGGCCGCGGCCAGCAGCAGUGGUCCCAGCAGCAGCAAUGCAGCAGCGGCGCCGGCCAGCAGCAGUGGUCCCAGGCAGCAGCAGCUGUCCCGGCCAGCAGCAGUGGUCCAGCCAGUUGCAGCCAGCCAGCCAGCCAGCCUUCCAGCAGCAGCAGCAGCUGCGCAGCAGCAGCAGCAGCGGCAGCAGCAGCAGCAGCUCCGGCCAGCAGCAGCGGCCCCAGCCACAGCCAGCCAACCAGGCAGCCCUCCAGCACCAGCAGCAGCAGUGGUCUCGGCAAGCAGCAGUGGUCCAGCCAGCAGCAGCCAGACACCCCUCCACAUGCAGCUGCAGCGGCCCCGGACAACAGCAGAGGUCGUGGGCAGCAUUGGAGGUCCAGCUGCCAGCAGCCAGCCAGCCCUCCAGCAACAGCAGCAGCAGUGGCCCUGGGGAGCAGCAGCGGUCCCGGCCAGCAGCAGCGGUCCAGCUGGCAGGAGCCAGCCAGCCAGCCACCCCUUCAGCAGCAGCAGCAGCAGCGAACCCGUCCAGCAGCAGCUGUCCCGGCCAGCAGCAGUGGUCCCAGCCAGCAGCAGCGGUCCAGCGGGCACCAGAAAGCCAGCCAGCCAGCCUUCCAGAACCAGCAGCAGCAGCAGCAGUGGCUCCGACCAGCAGCAGCGGCCCUGAUAGUAACAGCGGUCCCGGCCAGCAGCAGUGGUCCCGGCCAGCAGGAGCGGUCCGGGCCAGCAGAAUUGGUCCAGCCGGCAGCAGCCAGCCAGCCCUCCAGCAGCAGCAGCAGCAGCGGUCCCGGCCAGUUGCGUCGGUCCAUCUGGCAGCAGUCAGCUAGCCAGCCAGCCCUUCAGCAGCAGCAGCAGCAGCAGCAGCACAGCGGUCCCAGCCAGCAGCAGCGGUCCCAGCCAGCAGCAGCGGUCCAGUGGGCAGCAGAAAGCGAGCCAGCCAGCCCUCCAGCAGCAGCAGCUGCUGCUGCUGCAUCGGCCAGCACCAGCGGUCACGGCCAGCAGCGGCGGUCCAGCCGGCAGCAGCCAGCUAGCCAGCCAGCCCUCCAGCAGAAUCAGCAGCAGCGGUCCCGGCCAACAGCAGCGGUCCCAGGCAGCAGCAAUGGUCCCGUCCAGCAGCAGUGGUCCAGCCGGCAGCAGCCAGCCAGCCAGCCCUUCAGCAGCAGCUGCAGCAGCGGCCCUGGCAGCAGCAACUGUCCCGGCCAGCAGCAGCGGUCCAGCCUGCAGAAGACAGACAGCCUGCCAGCCCUCAAGCAGCAGCAGCGGCCCCAGCCAGUAGCAGCGAUCCUGGCCAGAAGCUGUGGUCCAGCCGGCAGCAGCCAGCCAGCCAGCAAGACAGGCAACCCACCAGCACCAGCAGCAGUAGCGGUCCCGGCCAGAAGCAGUGGUCUCGGCAAGCAGCAGUGGUCCAGCCAUAGCAGCCAGCCACCCCACCACAAGAAGCUGCAGCAGCAGCUACCCCGGACAACAGCAGAGGUCCCGGCCAGCAGCGGCAGUCCAGCCGGCAGCAGCCAGCUAGCCAGUCCGCCCUCCAGCAGCAGUAGCAGCAGCAGCAGCGGCCCUGGCCAGCAGCAGCUGUCCCGACCUGCAGCAGUGGUGCCGUCCAGCAGCAGUGUUCCUGUCCUGCAGCAGUGGUCCAGUCGGCAGCAGCCAGCCAGCCAGCCAGCCCUCCAGCAGCAGCACCUGCCCCAGUCAGUUGCACAGCAGCAGCAGCGGUCCCGGCCAACAGCAGUGGUCCCAGGCAGCAGCAAUGUUCCCGUCCAGCAGCAGUGGUCCAGCCAGCAGCAGCCAGCCACCCCUCCACAAGCAGCUGCAGCAGCGGCGUCUCCGGACAACAGCAGAGGUCCCGGCCAGCAGCGGCGGUCCAGCCGUCAGCAGCCAGCUAGCCAGCCAGCCCUCCAGCAGCAGCAGCAGCAGCAGCAGCAGCGAACCCGUCUAGCAGCAGCUGUCCUGGCCAGCAGCAGCCAGCUAGCCAGCCAGCCCUCCAGUAGCAGCAGCAGCAGCGGUCCCGGCCAACAGCAGUGGUCCCAGGCAGCAGCAAUGGUCCCAGCCAGCAGCAGCGGUCCUGGCCAGCAAUCAGCUAGCCCUCCGGCUACAGCAGCGGCCCUUUCAGCAGCAGCGGUCCCGGCCAGCAGCAGCGGUCCAGCCUGCAGCAGACAGACAGCCUGCCAGCCCUCCAGCAGCAGCAGCGGCUCCGGCCAGCAGCAGCGGCCCCAGCCAGUAGCAGCGAUCCUGGCCAGAAGCUGUGGUCCAGCCGGCAGCAGCCAGCCAGCCAGCCAGACAGGCAACCCUCCAGCACCAGCAGCAGCAGCGGCGGUCCCGGUCAGAAGCAGCGGUCUCGGCAAGCAGCAGUGGUCCAGCCAGCAGCAGCCAGCCACCCCUCCAGAAGCAACUGCAGCAGCGGCGGCCCCGGACAACAGCAGAGGUCCCGGCCAGCAGCGGAGGUCCUUCCGGAGGCAGCCAGCUAGCCAGCCAGCCCUCCAGCAGCAGCAGCAGCAGCAGCUGUCCCGACCACCUCAGUGGUGCCAUCCAGCAGCAGUGGAUCGGCCAGAAGCAGCGGUCCAGCGGGCAGGAGCCAGCCAGCCAGAUAGCCCUUCAGCAGCAGCAUCAGCAGCAGCGACCCCGUCUAGCAGCAGCUGUCACGGCCAGCAGCAGCGGUUCUCUCAGCAGCAGCCAGCUAGCCAGCCAGCCCUCCAGUAG